This is a messenger RNA of Notolabrus celidotus (New Zealand spotty), 2390 nucleotides long. RefSeq lists its product as uncharacterized. Lineage: Eukaryota; Metazoa; Chordata; Actinopteri; Labriformes; Labridae. The coding region runs from base 115 to 918 and encodes 267 amino acids. The transcript has 8 exons. The record is from RefSeq and is a predicted model, not a curated record.
GAAUUCACCACGAGCAAUAGCAAACACACCCAAGAGUUUCACGUCAGUACAGAGAUAAAAGAUAUUUGUUAACACUCAUCAACGCUCUAUAAGCUCAUCGGAAUCCCUUUCACAAUGCAGCCGAACGGCCUGAUGGAAUUCACUCUCAUAUUGAGCCUGGCCUUUUGUUCAGUAGGUCUGGGACAAAAUGAAUGGACCAUAACAGUCAAUAGGUCCAUUUCUGCAAGAAGAGGCUCAGACGUGACCAUACACUGCACAUUUACAUGUCCACCUGUACAAUGUGAUAAUAAAGCCCAAGUUAUCUGGAAAAAGCGCCAGGGGAAAACUUUUGAUGGCAAAGUCAACGAUGCAAAUGAAUUUGUCUUUCAUGAGAAUAAAACAUUUGUGCUGGAGAGGUACAGAGAAAAGACUGAGCUCGUUAACAAGAAAGGUAAUAAAGAUAAGGACUGCUCCCUGAGGAUCAAGAAUGUCACAGACAGUGACGGAGAUAUCUAUGUGAGACUCAUCGCAGAAAAAGAUCAGUACAGCUACUAUCGGGAUACUGUCUCAAUUAUUGUCUCAAAUGGAAAUAAAACAUCACCAGAAGAUACGGCUAACAUCCCAAAUAAUUUGUCACUACUGAUGUACACAACCAUCUUUGUGCCUGUUGCUGCGCUUGUGAUCAUUGUAAUUCUCGUUGGAACUCUCUGUCUCAUUAAACACAAAAGGAAGCAGUCUUUUACAAGGGAGGAAUCUGGAUAUUAUGCUAAUUUUAGCAGAGCAUCAUCAAACAACACCAAAAGUGAAGUAUCUUGCAAAACAAUUGACAACCUUCCUGAACCAAACGAGGUUGAUGAUCCGGUCUAUGUCAACACACGGGGCCCUCUGGAUCACAUGGAUCACACCAACAACAUUUAUGGAAAUAUAGAUUACUCAUGAAAGAAGAAAACUGCAAUUGUCAUUUUGACUUGAACUUCAACGAUGUAUUAGUUCAUGUCUCCAUGCCUUUGUGCAGCCAUGUGCCAUGGUAUGUUUGAUGGAGGAUGAUUGUAGCUUGUUGACCGAUGAGGUAAAGCGUCAUGACUUAACAUCAUAUUUUUUUUACAGACUAAAGGGUCAGGUUUGACUUGUUAGAAGACUUAAGAAAAUGCUCUGUAAAUACAGUCCAUUUAAAUACCUGCUGUCAUUCAUGCCCGCAUUUUGCUUACUUGUGUUAUAGACACUAUCAGUUCAUUAGCUCACAGCAGCAGCAUUUAUUGGAGCAGAAUUCUCAUUUAACCUCGUUAUCAAAUCAGCUCUAUGAAAGUGAAAGCUUAUGCUUUUGAAUCAAGAAACAGAACAGCAUAGUUAGCUUAUUAGUUUAUUGAUGGAUUUUAAACAGGUCCUUCUGAAUCCAGGCAUUCAUAGGAACUUCUGCAUGCUGCGACUGUUUGUAUUUAUUGUUGUAAAGUAAAAACAAAGCUACCACUAAUGGUUGCACAACAAACUAAAUCAUGUCAUAGAGACAUAGUAAGACUACACAGUAAUUGUGGCAGUGUUGUUGUGUAGUGUUUCUUUAAGUACAGUUGUCUUGCUCUUGCAUUUAGUCUUCCGCAGUGUGGAUAAGGGUCUGUGUCCACUGACAGCUGUUUUUGCACUAGCAGUGCCAAUUUUUUUGUACAAAAGUAAACCAAACCAUAAUUUUCCACUCUCAGUGUCCUCAGCAAAGUAACAUCCUGGUUCAUUGUUUAUAUUGUCCCUGCACUCUCACAAAAAAAAUGUUGAACUUUUGGAGCAUCGCCCCACUCAUCAAUGUCACUUCUUCCACACGAAAUAAUCCAAAUUAAGAAAAAGCUUGACUUCUAAUAUCGACUCUGUCAACAACAGUGGCAGAAUAAUUAAAUAGACGAGUCUUUAGCAGAAAACUUCUAGGUGUAGAGCUGCCAGUACACUGUUCUUGAUUUGGCAGACUCAAAUUGCUGGACUCCAGUGUUAACUAUUAAUAUGUUUUUGCACCUUACACUUGCACUUCCAGUUUACACAUCUGUAGAUGUGUACUGUUGUCAGAUAUAUUCGAAAAAAAAGUUGCUUUCAAGUCUGUAUGUUGGUUUUACUCUGCAAAAUCUUCCUGGAUGUUAGAGUUACAUUUGACAAUUUAGCAGGACAGAACCUGAAGGUGUUUCAACAGUUAAUGACUCAUUACAGAAAUGCACAUUAAGCUCACUGCAACAAAGAUUUAUUUGACAUCACCAUCACCUCUUCAUUAGUUUAAUGUGGAUUCUACAUCGAGCAGAUACUGUGGACCAAAAAUAUAUAAAAAUGAUGAGCAUAAAGGAAAUUAAGUUUGUCUGCCUUGCUUACAUGUAUCUGUUGCCAUAAAACUCAAUGUGACAAUGUGAAACCUAUUAAUAAAACUCAACUCUAAAUGUUCA